Messenger RNA from Schistocerca piceifrons (Central American locust), 595 nucleotides. RefSeq lists its product as uncharacterized. The record is from RefSeq and is a predicted model, not a curated record. Gene Ontology annotation, cellular component: extracellular region. Bases 114 to 395 code for a protein of 93 amino acids. NCBI's taxonomy places the organism in Eukaryota, Metazoa, Arthropoda, Insecta, Orthoptera, Acrididae. Gene Ontology annotation, biological process: defense response to bacterium. The transcript is spliced from 3 exons.
AACCGCCGUCCUGUAUAAACGGCAGCAGGCGCAGCACUGAACAUCAGUACAGCCAAGGCAGCGGCCCCGGCGCACACAGUAGCAGCAGCACCAGGAGCUCCAAUUGAACCAGUAUGAAGGCAGCGGUGCUCCUCGUCGUACUGAGUGCCAUAGCGCUCAGCUGCGCGUUCCCUUCACCCAAGGACAAGGAGGACCGUGGCGGAGUGGACGUGGACGUACACAGGGAGAAGGGCGUGGGCACCGUGGUGGGGGUGCAGGGCCAGGGCAACGUGUGGAAGAGCGGCGACGGCAGGACCCGCGUGGACGCCGACGGCUCCUGGCAGAGGGUGUACCGCGGGCCGGCGGCCGGCAAGCCAAAGUACUCGGCGGGCGUCCGCCUCUCACACAGGUGGUAGCCGAGCACGGCCGCUGCGUCGCGUCUGGGUAUUCGCCGCUCACCUGCGUCCGAUGUCUCUUCGGAAACUAAAUGCCGCAAACUGCCAGUUGUUGAACCAACAUUUUUCCGUAGUGCCAAAGUACUGCCUAUUAUUACGUUUACCGAAGUUUUAAACUUAAUUUAUUGAUUUUUAGUUUAAUAAAAAUCUAACAAAAAUCA